AUGAAGGUCACGAUCCAAAAGUGGAACACCGUCGCGACCUGGAGAUGGGAUAUCCCGGAAGAGGACGUCUGUGGUAUCUGCCAGGUUCAUUUCGAUGGUACAUGCCCAACAUGCAAAUAUCCCGGCGAUGAUUGCCAGCUAUGUGAGCCGAAUCCCUGCCACAAUGCCGAUUCCGCCCGCCACUGUAUCAUGGAAUGGAUCAAACAGGAGUCUUCACGAGGGCAAUGCCCCAUGUGCCGUCAACGUUCGUAUUGCUGUGCCAGUCUCUCAAGCCGUAUUGUGGUAUCUGACCUCGUUCCAGCUUUUGAAUGGGCUGACCAGAACAAUGAAUCUGCCGGCCAAAUCGAAUGA
Clonostachys rhizophaga is the source of this 351-nucleotide messenger RNA. NCBI's taxonomy places the organism in Eukaryota, Fungi, Ascomycota, Sordariomycetes, Hypocreales, Bionectriaceae. The record is from the annotation of a GenBank genome assembly.